This is a messenger RNA of Blepharisma stoltei, 692 nucleotides long. The record is from the annotation of a GenBank genome assembly. Lineage: Eukaryota; Ciliophora; Heterotrichea; Heterotrichida; Blepharismidae.
AUGUUGACUGCACAUUUCAAGGUAUUUAGAACUCCCCUAACUACCUCUCAGUGAGCGAACAAAAAAAUUUUUGAUAUAUAAUGAAAAGUAUAAUGAGAUCUCUAGCUAAAUAAUAAAUUCUACAAAUUAAAUUAAUUUUUAAAUUGGAUUUUUUAAAUUUCAUAAAAACAAUUUACUAAAAAUUUAUAUAUAAAUUUAUAUAUAAAUUUUUUUAAAAGCAAAUUAACUACUCUCGAGAGAAUAAAGUUUUGUGUUCGCUCAUGGAUUAGGGAGUAAGAAGAUGCUUCACUGGAGGAAGUGAUCCUUGGUACAACAUUUCUCAUUCCAGCCAACUUCGUGUUAUGCAUACCAACCAAUGGCCAAUCCCUUACUACAAAAGGUCAGGAUGUGUCCCAAGAACGCUUUAUCCAGAAAAUGACUACAAUGUUACUAUCCAAGGCAAUACCCAUACCAGUCCUGAUGAUUCGAACGUCUUUUAUACUCAAAGAUUUUUGAAGCAGAGCAUGUGGGGAAGAGAAGUCCUGGAAGCUGUGAACAAAAUGGGAUUGAAAGGCAGCCUCAACACUCGUAUUGAGUCUCCUAUAAGCUCAGCCAAGAUUUACAUGAAUGACUUGCUUAAGCACAUUGACUACACCAAGAAGGAAAAUGAAAGGAUCUUAAAAAAGCACAAGUUCAGCGAUGCUUUCAGUUAA